AUACAAACGUAACUGAAUUCCGCUUGCGUCAUAAGUGUGCGACAGCAAACAUAUAUACGCGUCGCGUCGUCAACAGGCGCCGGAAAUGCACUUUUGAAGCAUGACGGACAGUGGACAGAAGCACGCGCUGGAGAUGGUCCAGGCAGAUGGUGCAGAUGAGGGAUCUGUAACAUUUGUUCUCCAGGAAGAGGAUCACACGCUGGGCAACUCACUCAGAUAUAUGAUCAUGAAGAGUCAGGAUGUGGAAUUCUGUGGAUACAGCAUUACCCACCCAUCUGAAAGUAAAAUCAACUUCCGGAUACAGACAAGAGGAGGACUUCCUGCAUAUGAACCUAUGCGCAGUGGCUUGAACAACCUCACUGAAGUGUGUAAACACAUCUUGCAGACAUUUGAGACACAGAUGAAAGCUUUCAAGAAUCCUGAAGAGUCAAUGGAGUGGCGCCAGGAUUAAUAUUCUGGACAUUGUUCUGAUCAUCUUGGCUGGCUCAGGAUUAACAACGAUAUUAACUUAAUUUUAGUUAAAUAUUUGUUUUUGUUUAAACAAUAAAGUGACUUACAUUAAUAGCUUUUGUAUUAGGCUUUUUAAUUACAAAUAUCUGUCUGUUACUCUGUAUUCGAAAUCUGAUUUGUUAAUCCAGUGCUGAUGACUACAAAAUUGAAUUUUACCGAACAAAGUAAAAUAAAAGAUUUCAAACAUGA
This is a messenger RNA of Triplophysa dalaica, 699 nucleotides long. RefSeq names its product RNA polymerase I and III subunit D (gene polr1d). Gene Ontology annotation, cellular component: RNA polymerase I complex; RNA polymerase III complex. Gene Ontology annotation, molecular function: protein dimerization activity; DNA-directed RNA polymerase activity; DNA binding. Lineage: Eukaryota; Metazoa; Chordata; Actinopteri; Cypriniformes; Nemacheilidae. Gene Ontology annotation, biological process: DNA-templated transcription. The transcript has 5 exons. Bases 101 to 451 code for a protein of 116 amino acids. The record is from RefSeq and is a predicted model, not a curated record.